Messenger RNA from Aspergillus ibericus CBS 121593, 1545 nucleotides. Its product is annotated as synembryn. The transcript has 6 exons. The record is from RefSeq and is a predicted model, not a curated record. Gene Ontology annotation, cellular component: cytoplasm. Lineage: Eukaryota; Fungi; Ascomycota; Eurotiomycetes; Eurotiales; Aspergillaceae. Gene Ontology annotation, biological process: G protein-coupled receptor signaling pathway. Bases 76 to 1458 code for a protein of 460 amino acids. Gene Ontology annotation, molecular function: G-protein alpha-subunit binding; guanyl-nucleotide exchange factor activity.
CACCAUUUCCUCCUCAUAAAGGGAUCCAUGAAUCCACGGAACACCUUAGCUUCACUACCUGCACUUAGUUACCAGAUGUCUAACUCACGAACGGCAAGUGACCUUGGUCUAUUAGAUGACCUGGACCCCGCAGGAGCAGAUCUACCCUGGGAAGACGUGUCAGAAAAGCUCGAGACGCUGCGAAAUUACAUCGUGAACGGUGGCGAAGUAGAACCCCUCUCAACGGAGCGCUGUCUCUCUAUCCUCCGCCAUUAUGCCUUCGAUACUCGCUCAAACCUUACCAGCCAGAUUGCGUUACGGUGCCUUAGCAACAUAAUCUUACUUUCAACGCCAGCAAAGCAGAUUUUCGUAGAUCAAGGCUAUCCUGAAUUGGCUAUACUACUGCUACAGAAAGAUGACCCUGUCAAUAAAUUCCUCUCGGCUAGGCUACUAUUUCUCUGUACGUCCAAGCCUACGAAUUACGAAGUUGAUGUCGCUAUGAUGGCAGAUACUAUCAACGCUAGUAUAUCGCGCUUCGUUAACAUACCAAUUGGUCGUCCAACAACAAACCUCGCAACCGAUGCCCUGUGCGAGAUUCUCAAGCUCACCUGCAAUAUAGCAGCUUCCUAUCCCCUUCAAUCCUCUGCAUUCCACGCUUCUCGCCAGCCCAUCCUGCAAAUUCUCAGCACUCUGGAAAUACCACUCCGCCCUCUACAGACACCGAUAUCAACCUUGAUUGACUGUCUAGUAUUCCUCAUACCUGACGAUACGUCACAUUCUGCGCCAAUUCCGUACGAAGAAGUCCACAUUACCCGAUUGGUACAUAUACUAGAUCUCGCCACUCAAGCUUACGCAGAAGAUGAGUUGGGUAAAUCUUGUUCACCACUCAUGCAGGUGCUAUUUCUUAUCUCACAGACUGCCCCUACCGGCAUCAAGGCACUUCUUCAGACUCUUCUUCUACCGACUGAUAAAGACCGCGAAAGCAUCCUUGGUACGGGCAACUCGCUGUCAUCCAGGCUUUUGAGGCUUUCCACCUCAAUAAGUGCCGACCCACUGAGGAUCCUCAUCCAGCGACUUCUGUUUGAGCUAUCUAAUAAUGACGAAAAGCAACUGAUUCAUAAUAUCGGCUAUGGAUAUGCUUCUGGCUACUUAUACUCUAUGGGGAAGCAACCAUUCACACAUAACCCUGCAAGGAAUGUUGGGCAAGAGGAAGGAGGCCAGGGCCGUGAGGUGCAAGACGUCAACAGCAAUCAACCGUGGAUAGUAAACAGCAUGAGUCUUGACGUCAAUCCUCUUACUGGUCAAAGAAGAGAUAUGGAAACACAGCCAAACCUCCCGGAAAUGACACCGGAAGAAAAGGAGCGUGAGGCAGAAAGAUUGUUUGUUCAAUUUGAAAGACUUCGGGAAAAUGGCAUCAUCAAAGUUGAAAACCCGGUGGCCGUGGCUAUGCGUGAGGGCAGACUCGAAGAAGAUACCUGACCAUUGGAGAACAUCAGUUUGAGAAAUUCAUAUGAAUCCGAUCGGUCUUCAUACUUAGUUUUGGAUGUUGUUGGCGGUGGCUAAGAG